Oncorhynchus tshawytscha (Chinook salmon) is the source of this 1903-nucleotide messenger RNA. RefSeq names its product membrane-spanning 4-domains subfamily A member 4A. The record is from RefSeq and is a predicted model, not a curated record. NCBI's taxonomy places the organism in Eukaryota, Metazoa, Chordata, Actinopteri, Salmoniformes, Salmonidae. Gene Ontology annotation, cellular component: membrane. The coding region runs from base 594 to 1511 and encodes 305 amino acids. The transcript is spliced from 7 exons.
UGAGAGGGGAGAACAGGAAGUGAGAUGAGGAGAGGAAGAUGAGAGUGAGAGGGGAGAUGAGAGGAAGAGAGGGGUGCAGGAAUAGACACGAGCUAAUGUUAACAUGAUAUCACAGCAUUUAUAUAGACUCCACUUUACAAAGCUAUUUUGUGUUUGUCAUGCUUAUCUAAUGCCUUUUCACCAAUAAUUUAACAUUCACUAAUAUACAGUUUUUCCGGUUAUUUCACCUACUUCUGCUUUAAUUCAGGAUGUCUCCCCACAGAGGGGCAAAGUAUUUGGUUAAAUGAAUUACUUUAUUAUACUACACCUUGAAAAUGGUUGCCUAUACAGCACAUAACAAAAUAAAUGUAUGAGUUUCUUUUAUAGCCUGUGUUCGAUAGACAAAAACUUCAAGCCCAAGAUGGGAAGAUAAGACAAGAAGGAACUAAGGGUCACUCAGCAAUGAGGAAAUUAUUCAAAUUAACAGAUGAUACAGCAACCACAGACACACAGAGCCUAUCACCUACCCAUAUUUAAUGGGGUUAGUUUGAAGUCUAAUAAUUGGCUGAUGCACACACCUAUUUUGCAAGUCCCAGGUAGAGUACAAACUUUGAAUGAGGCUCAACAAUACACAGCUGACCAGCCAUAUCACCUCUUACUGUACUACAAACAUCCUUCCCUCCUCUGUGAAGAUGUCCAGCUCUCAAACAACCACCACUAAUGGGGAGGUGGUCAUCAACCAUGUCUACCCCUAUGGGAACGGGAUGGGGGUUGCAGGGGUCGCAUCUGCUCCUCACUGUCUGGGACAGACGGUCUCCUCAGUGCUGGGAAGUUUCCGGGCAGGGCAUCCAAAAGUGCUGGGAAUCAUACAGAUCAUGAUUGGUUUGAUAAUGCUGUUAACAGGAAUCGUGAUGACUGCAGGACCACUAGUAGACAAUAUUGGAAGAAUUAGUGGAAUAUUUGUCUGGGGAUCUAUCAUUUAUGUAGUUGCAGGCUCUCUAACUGUUGCUGCUGACAACAAACUGAACAAAUGUCUGGUAAAAGGCUCCCUUGGAAUGAAUGUUGUCGCCACGGUUACUGCUGUUAUUGGCACCAUUCUGCAUUCUUUAGACGGUGCUGGGAUCAUCUUGUACCACUACUACUGUGACUAUCCACGCUAUCCUUCAUACGACACUCCAUCCUAUAUCAACUACGAUGGAUCCUAUGUUUGUCAACGGUAUUGGGUCAGGUCCCAGGGAAUAUCAGGUGUUUUGGCUGUUUUCUCCUUGCUGGAGUUCAUAGUGUCCAUCUGUGUCUCGUCAUUCGCCUGCAGAGCUGUCUGCCUGUGCUGCCGUUCCACCCCUGAGCAAGUGUUCAUCAUUGGGAAUCAAAUACCGGUACCUCAUGGCAGCAUGACUCCAAGCAACACACCUUACCCUCCUCUGAUCAACUACGAGACUGGGAACUACCCAAAGGGUCCUGUGGGAGACGGUAUGGGUACAGGGUUUCAACAGAAUCCCCUGCCUCCUCAAUACACUGCUGUCAUCCCUUGAGAAUUGGGCCUCCGUGAAUACAUUGGUUUUUUUCUUGUUGAAAUUGUGUUCUCUAGGCCUAUUUUUCUGAUACAAGCCAGGUAACAGUUGGCACCACAUUACUGAUCUGAAUAAUUUGACAGUUAAAUAUUGAUAAUGUAUUGUAAUGCAAUGUUUCAGUAUAAUUUUUAGGUUACUAUAUGAUUGAUUUUAUAACCUCAUGUUUUUGUCAGUUCUAUCUUUCUUUAAUUGAUAUAAUUUAAUCAUAACUUCUUAUAUAAAAGUAUAGCUGAUUUAUCAACUAAAUUCAACCACUGCUAUAUGACAGAAUAUGAUGAUGCAUCAUUUUUAAUAACACACAAAUGCAUAUUUAACUUAAUGUCUUGAAACAAUAAAACUUUUUUUAGUUUAAA